AUGAAGCUUGAUAUUAAAAAACAAUUUGGAAAUAGGUCGGACCGAGUGAAGGGAAUCGAUUUCCAUCCCACCGAGCCAUGGGUGUUGAGUACUCUGUACUCAGGAAAAAUCGAGAUCUGGAACUAUGAAACGCAGACCGAAGUGCGAUCAAUUGUGGUCACAGAUGCUCCAGUGAGAGCCGGUAAGUUUAUUGCGCGCAAGAACUGGAUCAUCGUUGGAUCCGACGACUUGAAAAUCCGAGUGUUCAAUUACAACACCGGCGAGAAAGUAGCUGAAUUCGAAGCGCAUCCAGACUACAUUCGUUCAAUUGCAGUCCACCCCACACAGCCCUACGUUCUCUCCGGUUCAGACGACUUGACAAUCAAAUUCUGGAACUGGGAGAAAAACUGGUCGCUAGAGCAAACUUUCGAGGGCCAUGAGCACUUUGUUAUGUGCGUGGCGUUCAAUCCAAAGGACCCCAGCACAUUUGCGUCUGCAUGUUUAGAUCAUACAGUCAAGAUCUGGUCUCUUGGGCAAUCGACCGCAAAUUUCACUCUACAUGCCCACGAAACCAGAGGUGUCAAUUACGUUGAUUACUAUCCACUUCAGGACAAGCCCUAUCUCAUCACAAGCAGUGAUGAUCGCACGAUCAAAAUUUGGGACUAUCAAACCAAGUCUUGCGUUGCCACGCUUCAGGGGCACAUGGCUAAUGUCUCGUUUGCUGUGUUCCAUCCAUCGCUUCCUAUCAUCAUUUCGGGUUCCGAAGAUGGUACUGUCAAGCUUUGGAAUGCUAACACAUAUAAGCUGGAAAAGACCUUGAACCUUGGUUUAGAGAGAAGUUGGUGUAUUGCAACACAUCCAACCGGGAAGCGAAAUUUCAUUGCGUCCGGUUUCGACAACGGAUUCACAAUCCUCUCACUCGGAAAUGAUGAGCCUAAGCUGUCUCUAGAUCCUGUUGGAAAGCUUGUUUGGUGUGGAGGGAAGAAUGCUUCUGCAAACGAUGUCUUUACUGCCGUUAUUAGGGGAACUGAGUCAGCUGAAGAUGGUGAGACUUUACCCCUUCAAACUAAGGAGCUAGGUGCUGUCGAUGUUUUCCCUCAAUCUUUAAAGCAUUCGCCAAAUGGCAGAUUUGUGGCUGUGGUUGGUGACGGUGAGUACAUUGUUUACACCGCUUUGGCAUGGAGAAACAAGGCUUUUGGCAAAUCUCAUGAUUUUGUUUGGGGAUUAGACUCAAACAGCUAUGCCCUUAUUGACGACGCAGGACAGGUUAAGUACUACAAAAAUUUUAAAGAGUUGAGCUCAUGGUCCCUUCCUUUGCAGUUUGGUGUCGAAAAACUAUUCACCGGAGCUCUUCUCGGUGUCAAAGCUGAUGGAUUUGUCUAUUUCUUCAGCUGGGAAACCGGUGAUUUGGUAAGAAGAAUCGACGUAGACGCUCGUGAUGUGGUCUGGUCCGAUAAUGGAGAACUUGUGAUGAUAAUAAACUCUGAGAGCGGAAGCACUGACGAGUGCGGAGCUUAUGCUCUUGCUUUCAACAAAGAUGCCUAUGAUGAACACGUUUCUUCUGGUAAUGAACCAGGUGAAGAUGGCAUUGACGACUCAUUCGACGUUUUGUAUGAGGUCAAUGAUCAAGUGGGGUCAGGAAAAUGGGUUGGGGACGUCUUCAUUUACACGACAUCGACGAGUAGAUUGAAUUAUUUUGUCGGUGGAAAAACCUACAAUCUCGCCCAUUUUGACAAAGAAAUAUACAUGUUGGGCUAUCUGGCACGCGAUAACAGAGUUUACUUGGCAGACCGGGAUAUCCAUGUUUCAAGCUAUCAAAUUUCUCUUGAAGUUCUUGAGUUUCAGACUUUGGUCUUGCGCGGAGAACUCGAAGAAGCUAAGGAGAAUGUUUUACCCAACAUUGAUGGCAAGGAAAACCUCUUAAAAAUUUCUAGAUUUCUGGAAGGUCAGGAGCUGUAUGAGGAGGCUCUUGAAGUUAGCCCUGAUGCUGAUCAAAAGUUUGACUUGGCAUUGAAAGUCAGUAAAUUGUCAUUGGCUGAAGAUAUUGUGUCAAGUAAUGAAAAUGAGCAUCAUUGGCGCACACUAGGUGAUGAGGCUCUGGCAAAAUUCAACUUUAAAUUGGCCAUAAAGGCGUAUGAAAAGGCUGGAGAUCUUGACUCCCUGUUUUUGUUGUAUUCUUCAUUUGGUGAUCAGGAGGCCUUGAAGAAACUAGGCGACGAAGCACAAUCAGCUGGAAAGUUCAAUCUUGCCUUCAAUUCCUACUGGCUUGCGGGUGAUGUGAAUGCAGCGACUGCUCUUUUGACAAAGAGCGAGAGAUAUUCAGAAGCUGCUCUGAUGACCUUGGUCUACAACGGGGAACCAAAUCAAGUGAAUGAAGCUAUAGAGAAGUGGAAGGAUCACCUCAAAAGCAAUAAUGAGAUGUCUAUUGCAGAAAGAAUAAGUUUCAUCAAGAAAGAGGAAGCGCCGCCUGUGGCUGAUGAACCACUAAUAGAAUUGAGCAAUGAGGAGGCUGGUACACAAGAAGCUGAGGCUGGGAACGUGAGAGACUAUGGAGAAACCUCGGAGGAUGAAUUUAAGGAAGCAUCUGAGCCUGCUGAAGGUGUACAAGAGUAG
Messenger RNA from Lachancea mirantina, 2592 nucleotides. The record is from the annotation of a GenBank genome assembly. NCBI's taxonomy places the organism in Eukaryota, Fungi, Ascomycota, Saccharomycetes, Saccharomycetales, Saccharomycetaceae.